Manduca sexta (tobacco hornworm) is the source of this 1946-nucleotide messenger RNA. It is a transcript of the gene Dnai2, whose product is annotated as dynein intermediate chain 3, ciliary. The coding region runs from base 10 to 1725 and encodes 571 amino acids. Gene Ontology annotation, biological process: outer dynein arm assembly; cilium movement. Lineage: Eukaryota; Metazoa; Arthropoda; Insecta; Lepidoptera; Sphingidae. Gene Ontology annotation, cellular component: outer dynein arm. Gene Ontology annotation, molecular function: dynein light chain binding; dynein heavy chain binding. The transcript is spliced from 11 exons. The record is from RefSeq and is a predicted model, not a curated record.
GUCCCAACUAUGGACAAGCCCGAAAAAAAUGAAAUCACUUACGAAUACACAAGACGAAGACGUGAAUUCGGCCGUCAGACAUUAUUUGAAGACUAUGGGCCAGUUAUGUGCGUUAGUAUACCAUGUAAUCCAUCAUUUUUCAAAAACUAUAUACUGCGAAAUCCUGUUAAUGUAAGCAUACAGAACACUAGUACCAUGUCCGAACAUUGGGUGAAUUCUGUAAGGGCUGAAUACACGAGUUCAGGCGUUAACCAUGUCGAAGGAGGGUGGCCCAAAGAUAUUAACAUGAACGAUCCUGAAGCAGCGCAACGAUACAGACGGAAAAUUGAAAAGGAUGACGCCUACAUACACGCCGUAAUGCACUUGGGGCAUAGCAUGGAACACAAUAUACUACAAAAUAACGCCAUCGAUAUGUACGAAACGUACUAUUCUGAUACGCCCUCGAUACCUCCGGUUGAAAAAAGUAGUUGCCAUACUGUAAAUGUGUAUCGCGAACCAGGAGCGCGUCGUCCAGUGAGGGCUCUGUCGUGGCAGGCUGACGGCGGCGCUCGGUUAGCAACAGCACAUGCUGACGUUGAACUAAUGAGGACCAGUAGAAACACACAGCUUUCUUACAUUUGGGACAUCGAAAACGCAAACGCACCAGAGUUGAUAAUAAAACCUCCACUACCGCUACUAGAUCUGCAAUACAAUCCUCGAGAUCAACAUGUUCUUGUGGGUGGAAUGAUGAAUGGACAGGUAGGCUGGUGGGAUGUACGCAAGGGAGGGGAACCAGCGGGGAUUUGUCCUCCUCACGUGGCACAUCGUGAUCUCGUUCGCAAUGUAUUAUUCAUCAACUCUAAGACUGGAGCAGAAUUUUUUUCUUCAUCACCGGAUGGCGUCGUUAAAUGGUGGGAUACGCGCAAUAUGAGUGAACCAACUGAUUCAAUGAUUAUUGACAUUGUAAAAUCAACGACUGACACCCAAAACAUCGACCAUGCAAUCGGUAUAUCUGCUCUUGAAUAUGAAGCUACAAUACCGACAAGAUUUAUGGUGGGAACUGAAACCGGAUUGGUUAUUGGCGGUAAUCGCAAAGGAAAAAAUCCUUUAGAAAAACUUCCAUCGAAGUAUGAGGCCCACCUUGGUCCGGUUUAUGCACUUCAGCGCAAUCCAACUUUCUUGAAGAACUUCUUGACUGUCGGUGAUUGGACUGCGCGCGUGUGGAGCGAGGAUUGUAGAGAGUCGUCCAUUCUGUGGACGUACUCUCAUCGCACCAAACUUACUGAUGGAGCUUGGAACCCUAUCCGGUUUUCUCUAAUGCUGGUGACACAAUGGGACGGUUGUCUCUCUUGCUGGGACUUGCUCAGGCGAAGAAGUGCACCCAUCGUUACUGCGCAACUAUGCGACGAGCCUUUAUUGCGUCUCAGGCCACAUGAAGGAGGUCUACUAGUGGCAUGUGGCAGCAGUAAGGGGACUAUAUAUUUAGCUGAACUAUCGCAAAAUUUAGGCACAGCCGAUAAAAAUGAUAAACAACUUCUCACCCACAUAUUGGAACGUGAAAAUAAACGUGAGCGCAUACUGGAGGCACGUAUGAGAGAAUUGCGGUUGAAAAUGCGGCAAGACCGUGAUUGCGGGCAACAGAUGACAGAGUCCGACCCUACAGCCAAUGACAGGGACCUUGAAGAGGCCACUGCGGAGUACAUGCAAACCGUAAAUGAAAUGCAAGCACGACAAAAAUCACAAUAAACUUUCGAGUACAAAAAAAGUGGCAUUUAUCAUAUUAUCCACUCGGAAAGAUUAAAACAGAUUAAGAAAAUAUAAGUGGGAAAAACUUAUUAACCCGCUGCGAAUCACUUCCAGUAUUUUACGCAUACUGAUGAGUUGUAAAAUGCUUUAUUAUAUGGAUUUUAACACUGCAAGGGUAGCUAUUUUUAGCACCGUACCUUCAAAAUAUAUUUUUUAUUAGC